AUGGCUGAACAACUCGACAUGGGUCGUCUCAACAUCAACGACUCCCAGCACAACCCCCAGAACGGCUUCAACGGCGAGCGUUCUGCCUACAUCCCCCCUCACCUUCGCGGUCGUCCCCAGGGCGGUCCCGGAGGCCCUGCACCCAUGGACGGCCCGCCCCCGAUGAUGAACGGCGGCGGUCUCGGUGGCAGCGCGUGGGGCCCCGGAGGUCAGGGUCCUCCCCCUCAGAUGAACGGCGGCGGCGGUGCCGGUGGCUGGGCCAACGCACCCAACUUCACUCCCCGCGGUCGCGACGGUCCGCCAGGCGGUGGAUGGGGCGGUGCCCCUCGCGGCAACUUCGACCCCAACGCCUACGGCAAGCCCGGCGGUGGUGGCUCUGGAGGCGCUCGCGGAUCUGGCGACGGUGCCUGGAAGGACGGCAAGCACGUUCCCGGCCCGCCCAACCAGCGCCUCGAGCGCGAUCUCUUCGGCGUGCCCAACGACCCUUCCAAGCAACAGACCGGUAUCAACUUCGAAAAGUACGAUGACAUCCCCGUCGAGGCCUCUGGUCAGGGUGUCCCCGAACCCGUCACACGUUUCACAAACCCGCCUCUCGAUGACCACCUGCUGAGCAACAUCGAGCUCUCCGGAUACAAGGUCCCCACUCCUGUACAGAAGUACUCCAUCCCCAUCGUCAUGGGUGGCCGUGAUCUCAUGGCUUGUGCCCAGACUGGUUCCGGAAAGACUGGUGGUUUCCUCUUCCCCAUUCUCGCCCAGGCCUUCCAGAACGGCCCCUCUCCUCCUCCCGCACAGGCUCAGGGUGGAUACGGACGUCAACGCAAGGCUUACCCCACCUCGCUCGUCCUUGCUCCUACCCGUGAGUUGGUCUCCCAGAUCUUCGACGAAGCCCGCAAGUUCGCAUACCGCUCCUGGGUCCGCCCUUGCGUCGUCUACGGUGGUGCCGACAUUGGCUCUCAGCUUCGCCAGAUUGAGCGCGGCUGCGAUCUUCUCGUUGCUACUCCCGGUCGUCUCGUCGACUUGAUCGAGCGUGGCCGUAUCUCCCUCGCUAGCAUCAAGUACCUCGUUCUCGACGAGGCUGACCGCAUGUUGGACAUGGGUUUCGAGCCUCAGAUUCGCCGUAUCGUUGAGGGUGAGGACAUGCCUCCUACCGCUGCCCGCCAGACACUCAUGUUUUCGGCCACCUUCCCCCGCGAUAUCCAGAUGCUCGCCCGCGACUUCUUGAAGGACUACAUUUUCCUUUCGGUCGGUCGUGUCGGUUCCACUUCUGAGAACAUCACCCAGAAGAUUGAGUACGUCGAGGACGGCGACAAGCGCUCUGUUCUCCUUGAUAUUCUUCACACACACGGUGCUGGUCUCACCUUGAUCUUCGUUGAGACGAAGCGUAUGGCCGACUCGCUGUCCGACUUCCUCAUCAACCAGGGCUUCCCCGCCACCUCCAUUCACGGCGACCGCACUCAGCGCGAGCGUGAGAAGGCUCUGGAGAUGUUCCGAACUGGACGUUGCCCAAUUCUUGUCGCCACUGCUGUCGCGGCUCGAGGACUGGACAUUCCGAAUGUCACUCACGUAGUCAACUAUGACCUGCCCACCGACAUUGACGAUUAUGUUCAUCGAAUCGGUCGUACCGGACGAGCUGGAAACACUGGUAUUGCCACUGCUUUCUUCAACCGCGGCAAUCGCGGAGUCGUACGCGAUCUCCUUGACCUGUUGAAGGAGGCCAACCAAGAGGUCCCCAGCUUCCUCGAGUCCAUUGCUCGUGAGGGCUCCGGCUUCGGUGGAGGUCGUGGGGGACGUGGCGGCGGCCGUGGCCGUGGCAACGCUGCUACCCGUGACGUUCGUCGUAUGGGCGGUGGUGGUUUCGGUGGUAGUGGCGGUGGCCAGUGGGGAGGUGCUCCUCAAGGUGGCUACGGAGGUGGCUUCGGCGGUGCUCCAGGCGGUGGCUACGCUCCUCCAGCUCCCGGCGGCUACGGCGGCGGCGGCGGCGGCGGCGGCGGUGGCUUUGGUGGAGGCUACGGCAACCCAUCUGGCCCUGGCGGCAACUCUUGGUGGUAA
Molecule: messenger RNA, 2049 nt
Organism: Alternaria rosae
Lineage: Eukaryota; Fungi; Ascomycota; Dothideomycetes; Pleosporales; Pleosporaceae
Product: ATP-dependent RNA helicase DED1
Exons: 3
Coding region: 1-2049 (682 amino acids)
Cellular component (GO): nucleus
Molecular function (GO): ATP binding; RNA binding; RNA helicase activity
Source: RefSeq, a predicted model, not a curated record